CCUGCCACUCUCCCCAGACUUCCUUCUCCCAUCCGACAUGCCCUGAUCCGUCCGCGAUAUCUCAACGAUUUACGACUGAUAACCAACCAUCCUCCAAGAAUGGCCAAAGGACCAUCCGAGGCACCGUCGCCCACGACCGCAACGCCUCCGUCCGCGGCGUUGAAACGCACCACGUCCAGCACCCAGAACAUGAAAAGCCAGAAGUCGAUUCUGGGGUUUUUCCAAAAGUCCUCGCCGUCCACGCCGUCCGCUGCGAGAAGCAGAGAGCCUGCCUCGUCGCCCGCUGAGAGGGCUUCCGCUCAACGUGGGGCAGGAUCGGCUAAGAGUGUCGCGAAAAAAAAGAGUGUGCCGCAAUUUACGCAGGACUUGCCUCCAGUUCCUAGUAGUGAUUUGGUGGCUCCUGAAGAGGAAGAGGAUAAUGCGCCGCCAGUGGAUAAGACCGCGACGUCGCCGUCUCGCCGGGCUAAGAAGCAAGUGAACUAUGUCGAGUCCGACUCCGAGGGCGAAGGUGAUGCCGAUAAGAUAUUUCGCCCGACCGGUAGGAAUGGCAGAGCGAACAAAAGACGGAGGCUAUCCCCAGAAAGCGACGAUGAGUUCGAGGGAGCAGAAGACUUAGAUGGUGGCUCAGACGAUGAGAUGGACGAUUUUAUCGUCGCCGACGAGUCGGACGAGGAAGUCAAAGCACCAAAGAAACGCAAGCAGGCCUCUCAGCCGCGAAACAAAUCCUCGUCUAUGCCUCCCCCGCCGUCAUCAGACCACGAGCUCGAGCUUGAUAUUCCGGAAGCAUCCGGUGGCACCGCAUUGAAAUGGACGUACGACCCCAACAGCGCGGAGCCUCGCCAGGCCAGAGCCCCCCAACAGACACCGAAGAACCCCUCCAGUGCGAAGAAACAGAAAGCACAUGUGACGGAGCCGGAGCAGCGCUACUCCUGGCUUGCGAAUAUUCGUGAUAUCGAUGGAAAUCCUGCCGGUCACCCUGAUUAUGAUCCCCGCACGUUGUACAUCCCGCCUUUGGCCUUUUCUCGGUUCUCGCCCUUUGAGAAGCAAUAUUGGGAGAUCAAGCAGAAAUUCUGGGACACCGUUGUCUUCUUCAAGAAGGGUAAAUUCUAUGAGCUCUACGAGAAUGACGCCACCAUUGGUCACCAGCUGUUUGACCUGAAGCUCACGGACCGUGUCAACAUGCGUAUGGUCGGUGUGCCCGAGAUGAGCUUGGACCAUUGGGCAAACCAGUUCGUAGCCAAGGGAUUCAAAAUCGCCCGCGUGGAUCAGAUCGAGUCAGCCCUGGGUAAGGAGAUGCGCGAGAGAGAUGGCAAGAAGCCAGGGAAGGAGGACAAAGUUAUCAAGCGAGAACUGUCUUGUGUCCUUACGGCUGGAACUCUCGUCGAGGGAUCCAUGCUCCAGGAUGACAUGUCCACCUAUUGUGUCGCCAUCAAGGAAUCAACUGUCAAUGACCUCCCUGCUUUUGGACUGGCUAUCGUUGACACCGCCACGGGUCAAUUCUUCCUAUCACAGUUCGUUGACGACGUGGACAUGACUCGGUUCGAGACGUUCGUCGCGCAGACCCGUCCGCAAGAGCUGCUUCUGGAAAAGUCUGCGGUAUCGCAAAAGGUCCUCCGCAUUUUGAAAAACAAUACGGGUCCUACGACGCUUUGGAACCACUUAAAGCCUGGAAAGGAGUUCUGGGAAGCCGACAUCACGGUCAGGGAACUGGAUGCGAGCGAAUACUUCGUCUCGGAUGAUGCGGACAAUAUCCAAGCAUGGCCUCCGGCCCUUCGCGAGGCUCGCGAGAAAGAGCUGGUCAUGUCAGCUUUUGGGGCUCUGGUGCAAUAUCUUAGAUUGUUGAAGAUUGAGCGGGAUUUAAUUACCAUUGGCAACUUCUCCUGGUACGAUCCGAUCAAGAAGACAUCCAGCCUGGUUCUCGACGGUCAAACGCUCAUCAACAUGGAAAUCUUCGCAAACUCCUAUGACGGAGGCUCGGAAGGGACGCUCUUCCAGCUUCUCAACCGCUGCAUCACACCUUUCGGGAAACGGUUGUUUAAGCAGUGGGUUUGCCAUCCACUGGUGGAUGCAAAGAAGAUCAACGCGAGACUGGAUGCCGUGGAAGCUCUCAAUGCUGACCCUACCGUUCGGGAUCAGUUCUCGUCGCAGUUGGUCAAGAUGCCCGACCUCGAACGUCUCAUCUCCCGCAUUCACGCAGCCAACUGCAAAGCGCUGGAUUUUCUGCGCGUACUGGAAGGCUUCGAGCAAAUUGAUUACACCAUGAGCCUGCUCAAGGACACUGGCUCGGGCGAUGGGGUUAUUGGCCAACUGAUCAACGCGAUGCCCAACUUGCAGGAUCUGCUGGAAUACUGGAAAACCGCAUUCGACCGCUCCAAGGCGAGAGAGCAUGGAAUUCUUGUUCCCAAGCCGGGGGUGGAAGAGGACUUUGACACAUCUCAGGAGCAUAUCGAGCAGCUGCACAAGGACCUCGAUGAUCUCCUGAAACGCGCACGGCGCGAACUUGGCUCCAGCGCCAUCUGCUACAGGGACAACGGCAAAGAGAUCUACCAGAUGGAGGUGCCCAUCAAGGUAAAGAACGUGCCCAAAUCUUGGGACCAGAUGUCAGCCACCAAGCAGGUCAAACGGUACUACUUUCCCGAGCUGCGCAGUGUGAUCCGCAAGCUGCAAGAGGCCCAAGAGACACACAGUCAGAUAGUCAAGGAGGUUGCUGGACGAUUUUAUGCCCGAUUUGACGAGAAUUACGCUGUUUGGCUGGCGGCCGUUAAAGUUAUCUCGCAGCUGGACUGUCUGAUCAGUCUGGCCAAGGCGUCUGCCUCCCUGGGUGAGCCCAGCUGUCGUCCUCAGUUUGUGGAAGCCGAGCGAAGCGUUCUUGAAUUCGAAGAACUGCGCCACCCGUGCCUCCUCUCGUCUGUUGACGAUUUCAUCCCUAACGAUAUACAACUCGGCGGCGAACGCCCUAACAUCGAUCUGCUUACCGGAGCCAACGCUGCUGGUAAAUCCACAGUCCUUCGCAUGACCUGCGUCGCAGUCAUCAUGGCCCAAAUAGGCUGCUACCUCCCCUGCGAAUCCGCACGCCUCACCCCCGUCGACCGCAUCAUGUCCCGCCUCGGCGCCAACGACAACAUCUUCGCCGCGCAAUCAACCUUCUUCGUCGAGCUCUCCGAGACCAAGAAAAUCCUCUCCGAAGCGACCCCCCGCUCCCUCGUCAUCCUCGACGAGCUCGGCCGCGGCACCAGCUCCUACGACGGCGUAGCAGUCGCACAGGCCGUCCUGCACCACGUCGCGACGCACAUCGGUGCGCUCGGCUUCUUCGCCACACACUACCACUCUCUCGCCUCGGAGUUCGACAACCACCCCGAGAUCGCGCCCAAGCGCAUGAAGAUCCACGUCGACGACGACAACCGCCGCAUCACCUUCCUUUACAAGCUGGAGGACGGCGUCGCGGAGGGCAGCUUCGGCAUGCACUGCGCGUCUAUGUGCGGUAUCCCCGAGAAGGUCAUCCAGACUGCUGAGAAUGCUGCUCAGCAGUGGGAGCACACUAGUCGGCUUAAGGAGAGUCUCGAGCGUCGUAAGGGCGGCGGCUUCGUUGCGCUGGGCUGGUGGAGUGAUGUCGCUUGGGCUUUGCGCGAGUCGGAUUCUACGGCUGAGACGGAUGAGAAUAGUGGGGAGGCCAGUGAGAGGAGCUUGGAGGUGCUUCGUAGAGCUAUCGAGGCGUUGUGAGGGUCGAUUUAUAGACUUUCUCAAUAGCCUGUGCUCUGCUUAUACGUUUUAGUAUUAUGGAUCGGCGUGGUUUGUUUUAUUUGAUUGACAUAUGAUGUGAUCUUUGUUGUUACUUUUGUCGUUGUUUUUCUUUUUCUUCUAUACAUGCUCGAUGGUUUAUAAGGAUGUGUGGUCUUCAGCGGUGGAAAGCUAAUGGGUUUGAAUUAUAUGGUUUCGGGUAUAUACCCUUGAAAAUGACACUUAGAGUGGAAUCUAG
Molecule: messenger RNA, 3976 nt
Organism: Aspergillus candidus
Lineage: Eukaryota; Fungi; Ascomycota; Eurotiomycetes; Eurotiales; Aspergillaceae
Product: mismatch repair ATPase MSH6
Exons: 5
Coding region: 100-3720 (1206 amino acids)
Biological process (GO): mismatch repair
Cellular component (GO): nucleus; MutSalpha complex
Molecular function (GO): ATP-dependent DNA damage sensor activity; mismatched DNA binding; ATP binding
Source: RefSeq, a predicted model, not a curated record